GAUGUUGCGUGACGUCACCUUCAGGAGAGCAAACAUGGCGACUGCCAUGGAGCUACGGUGCUGGGGUGGUGACUGGGGUCUGCCGUCUGUCCACAACGAGUCCCUCGUAGUCCUGGCAUAUGCCAAGUUUUCUGGGGCCAAAGUGAACGUUUCUCCUAUAGACUGGACAUGGAAAACCUUGACAGCAACAGUCCCCGAGCUGAUUUGUGGUGAUACUUCAGUGACAGAACCCUCUCAGAUUCUUAACUUCCUGAGAAAGCAGAGGUUUAAUGCAGACUAUGAGCUGAGUGCCCGACAAGGAGCUGACACCAUGGCGUACAUCGCUCUCCUCCAAGAGAAACUACAACCUGCAUUGUUGCACACUUUCUGGUUGGAUGCCGACAAUUAUGCCAAUUUGACACGGCCAUGGUUUGCCUCCCGUUCGCCAUUCCCUCUAAAUUUUUUCGUUCCCAGUCGUCAUGCCAGCAACGCUCUCUCUCGCAUUUUGCUCACCAAAGGAGAGUCACCGCAACGCAGAAUCAGUGAGGUGGAAGGAAAGCUCUACAGUGAUGCCAAGGAAUGCCUGAAUCUCCUUUCUUACAGACUGGGUUCAGCAAACUACUUCUUUGGCAACCUGCCCACCAGCCUGGAUGCCUUUGUCUUUGGGUUUGUGGCUCCCCUCCACAAGGCCCACCUCCCCAACAGCCCCCUGCAGAGCCACAUCAGGCAAUUGGAGAACCUCACACACUUCUGCGACAACAUCCUGGCGGUCUAUUUCAACUCGGCCCACCCUUGUCUUCCCCCAUCUGUUCAGGAAACAAUGGAUGCCAACCUCCAGAAACUAACUCAGCUUGUAAACAAAGAAUCCAACUUGAUAGAAAAGAUGGAUGACAACCUACGCAGCAGCCCUCAGCACAAACCUCACCGACCAGAGACCAAACCCAGUCUGAUCAUGGAAAAAAGCUCUACACCUGCAUAACCGCUGACCUCUGACCCCCCUUCAACCCCAAUAAUUUUGCCUUAUGAUCGAACAAGCGGAGACCACCUUGUAGAUGAAAGGUAAAACUCAUGAGGCUUAAUAACAGUCAUCAACAUCAACCACAUCUUAGCAGUUGAAGCCUAUUUCAAGGUAAUGAUGAUGGCUUUGGAAGAUGUCAUUCGGAAAGAGAAGAAAGCGCAGUGUAAGGUCUUUUUAAAUGGAUGCACGCACAGUGGCGGUUCAUGAUGGAAUGGAAUUAUGAACUAAUGCUCAAUGAGAAAGACACAGAAUGUCCAAAAAGGAAAUGAAAAGUUCUGCAGGGAAAGUAAGUGGUGCUACUUGACCAUUAGAGAUUUUAUUUGAACCCUUUUAACUCCUCCUUUUUUCACUAAGGGAAUAUGAAGCCUUUUCUUUUUUUGUUUGACCUUGCAGAUGAAGCUCAUCUGUCAUUGCAUCAAGGCUUCACAUUCAUUCAUUUCAAAAUAUAUUACAAAAUGACUUGUAACUUACUUUAUGCAGGUUACCUCCCCAUGGUUGUAAAGCUUGUACAAUUGUAAAUAGAAUCAUGAGUAUUUAUAGUAUAUGAAUAAUGCUAUGUGCUAUGAAAGGGCUCAGCAGCUUGUUUGCUUGGUACACUGGAGGGAUGAAAGGGCCUCAUUCGCUGUAUAAACCUAUCACUGUGUCCCUUUGCAUCUGAGAUGAGGUGUGUGUGUGUGUGUGUGUUUUUCAUUAACAAUAAUAUACAUUGCCUCUUCAUGACCUACAGCUUGUGUCUUUAUAAACGUGCUUAAUUAUGUCAUUACGGUUAUUCCCGUGCCUAUCUUAGUCACUUUAUUUUAAACUCAAGUCCAAUGGGUCGUUGCCUGUUCAUUUAACUUUCCAUAUUUAAAAUUUUAUUAUAUUUUUGUAAAUAAUUGUUAACAUGGGUGUUGAAAUGUGCAUUCUAUCUCUGUGUCACUGUGUGUAGUGAUAAUAUUUAAUGCGCCAGAAUUUUCACCAGAGAUGCUUUCCCUUCAAAAGCAACAUAUUCUGACAAAAUAUAUAAAUCCCAUAUUGAACCGAAUAUAAGACAACCCCUCUUUUUCAGCAAAUAUUUUUAAAAACUUUUUUAAAUUCAUGCUUUUAUUAUCAGUGUUGUUUUGCUCACCUUCUUUUUUUCUCAGCGAGUCUGUCAUGGCAGCAUCUCACUGGUGUGUGAGUGACAGGGAGAAAAGCACUGAUUUCCACCUUCUGAUUUACAUGAAUUAACAUCUAGAACAUAAGACAACCUGACUUUUUAUAUCGGGGGAAAAAUCCUGUCUUGCAUUGGGGUCAAUAUGGAAUAUAUAUUUGUUGGUGUGCGGACCAUGUGCUUGCCUGUGUGCCUUCAUCACAUCUAUCAUUUUUAUUUAUGGCCUCACAAAACUUGUGGCAUCUGUGGCUGUUUGUAUUGUACUUUGAAUGAAAGGGAACAACUUAAACUGAGAGAUUAAUAAAUAUAUAAUAUAACCA
Messenger RNA from Doryrhamphus excisus (bluestripe pipefish), 2449 nucleotides. RefSeq names its product metaxin 3 (gene mtx3). Lineage: Eukaryota; Metazoa; Chordata; Actinopteri; Syngnathiformes; Syngnathidae. Gene Ontology annotation, biological process: mitochondrion organization. The record is from RefSeq and is a predicted model, not a curated record. Gene Ontology annotation, cellular component: cytoplasm; SAM complex.